CUAUGACGCAGGGGGACAGAAACGGAAAACGGCGGGCUGGUUUGAAACGGAAAGGAGAAAGGCGUUUUGUGCUGUAAAACUACUUCUCUGACGUGUGCCUGGUUUAAAACCUGAGGAAAAAGGUGAAGGACAAGUUCUGAAAUGUCAUCCAAAGACGACUCUCGCAUCCUGCUUCUGGAGGAGCAAGUGAAGAGUUUAUCAGAUGAGUUAAUGCAGUGUCAGGCAGACAAGGAGUUUGUGUGGUCCCUAUGGAAACACCUGCAAGUGGCAAAUCCAGACUUGACCCAAGCUGUCAGUUUGGUUGUUGAGCGUGAGAAACACAAGGCUGAGAUGAAGGACAGAAAAGUGUUGGAGAUCCUCCAAUCCAAAGACUACAGGAUACAAGAGCUGGAACAGAAAGUGACGGGGUGGCAGCAGGAAAUGAACAACUUGGUACAAAGAAGGUCAACAGCAGAUGAGGAAAACAUCUCAAUGAAGAAUGAGCUGACAGCUCUGCGUGAACAACUGGAAAAUAAGAGUCAGGAAAUUAAGGAAAUGAAGACAGAGUGUAGGAGGAAAGAGGAGGAGGAGCGGCAGGUGGUGCGGGCUCUAGAGGAGGAGAAAGAGGGAUUAAUGUCCCGCUGCGGCGCCCUGCGAGCUGACCUGGAGGAGAAAGAAAGGCAGGCCAACAUCCAGCGAGAACAGAGGGAGGCGGACCAGGCCAGAGUCAGGGAGAAGGAGGAGCAGCUACACAGUGCCUGGCAAGAGUUGUCAAGCCUGCAGAGCCACAGCAGCAGUCUAGCAGCCCAGCUUUCUUCCAAAGAGAGGGAGGUGGGAGCAAAAGAAAGCCAACUCAGUCAACUUCGUCGUGACUAUGCAGAAGUGCAGACACUCUACAGACAGAGCACAGAACAUGCAGCAGAGCAGAGCCAUCUGAUCAGGCAACUGGAAGGACUCAAUCUAGACACACAGAAAGUCCUGAGGAACCAAGAGGAAGCACAUACUGCUGACACCACCUCUUAUCAGAGGCUGUACAAAGAGUUGAGUCAGUGCUACCAGGCCCUCACAUCCAGUGAGGCCAACCUCCGUCAAAGUCACCAGGAGCUCAGCAGCCUGCUGGUACAGAAAGACCAACACAUCCUGCAACUCCAGGCCCAGCUACAACAACAGCAGGAACAAAUACAACAGCAACAACAACAACAUCAGGCUCAGCAACCAACUCUCCACCCCACACCAAACAGGCAAACCAACUUUAAAGCUGUGGUGUCAGAGCAGGUUGAUGGUGCAGCUCAGAGGUGCAGCCCUGAUUCUGACAGGGCCUCCACCCAGGGCUCAGAUCCCAGGCCAGAGGAUAAGACCCUUCUACGCAGAUCCACCAGUUCCGUCAGAAGACAGCAGGGUGCACUUGUGCAGCGGUCCAGGUCUCUGUCCCCUGCUAGCAGUGUGGAGUUGGGCAGUAGAAGCAGAGGAGGGGCUGAACAGAGGAUUCAAGACCUUGAGGAGUUGCUGCAGUUAAAGAUGCAGGAGAAUGAAGAGUUGAGGAGGGCACAUGAUAAUCGGCGGGAACGCCUGUGUUUGAUUCAGACCAACUACAAGACGAUCAGAGAGCAACUAAAAGAAAUGGAGAAAUCAGUUGGCCUGCCAGGUGGAAAGAUGCAGCGUCCAGAACCACGACAGCUAAGGCAAGAGAACAGUGAUGCAGUGUGGAAUGAACUAGCCUACCUGAAAAACCUCAACAGGAAACUCUCUAUUGAAAAAACUGGCCUAGAGGAGGAGCUGGACAUGGUGCGAGUCCAGGCUGCGAUGGAUCGGGCCACAGUGAAGGAGCUCCGCCUUUGUCUUGCUGAGGAACACCAAGAAUUGCUUCACAGAGUGGUGGAAGAGUGCCAGGUCAAAAGCAGCACUCCGAAAAAGCUUUCUGUUUCUUCAGAGCGAUUGGAACAGUCAUUUAAAAAGAUUGAACAGCUGGAGAGGAGGAUGGUAUCUCUGGAGGAAGAGACAGAGAAGCUGAGGGAGGAAAAAGAGCAGUUACUCAAGGCCAAGGAAGACUUGGCCCACAGCUGCCGAAGAUUUAAAGCCUCUGUGGAUCACCUUCGGACCCAGGAAGCUAUCCGUGAAGAAGCAGCCCAGGCCCAGGCCCUGGCUGAGGGAGAGCGGCACCGCAGUGAGAUCUCAGCCCUGGAGGCCCAGCUGGCUGCCUCUCAAAAAAAGGCGACCAAACUUCAUCAUCAGUUGCUAAAGCUGAGACAGGAGUUAGGGAUUCUCAGAGCAGCCAGGGACUUCUAUAGGAACCAUGCAGCAGGACCUGCACGGGCAGGUAGGAACGUCAGCAACAUUAGCAACAAGGUCAAAUUCAAAACAACACGGCUCAGAGGUCCACUCCAGCAGCACAGCCACCCAACAGUCAGCCCCAAUCAAGCCAUCAGCCGGCAAGGCCGCUGCCCAAGUCCCACUAAGGACGAGUGGGAGGACAUGAGUGUGGAUAGUGACAGUGGUGACGAGUACUCAGACAGUCUCAACAGUGUGCCUUCAAACUCCGAACCGUACAGACGACACUUUAUCAGAAAGUCCUACAGGUGCUCACAGAUCUUGAACACAAAAGCGCCAGCAGCAGGAUCUAAAAGGAAACAACCUGAUGUUCUGGCUGAAGACGAUGAACAGCAUGAGCCCUGGGAUCGAGGGACGGGAGGAGAGAAGAGGAGGUGGAGGAGGAAGAGGAUGCUAAUGAAGACCCAACGCUGCUCCUCCUCUUCUCUGCAACAGCGCAUAGAGUCCCUGCAGCGUCACGUUGACAUACUGCGAAGUGCCAGGAAAGAUGCUGUGCUUUCAGCCAGAGAGCUACGAAGGGCCAACGAGAAGAUCACAGCACAGCUCAACUCCCUCACUGAGAAGCUGUGCAGCAGCAAGCAGCUCUCACAGAAGCUGACCUCUGAUCUAGCUGGUAUGGAGCAGCAGAAAAAGGUUCUGGAGAUGGAGCUGGAGCAGUGGAGGCAAAUCAGAUUCCCCCAGCAAACAGAAUGCUCCUGCCAGAGCCGGCCUGUGCCUGCCCCAGUUGAUACAGCCUCCCAAGCCCUUGAGGCUGAAGUGAAACAGCUUCAAACCAAACUAAAGAGUGCAAGUGCCGAGGUCACAAGGCAGGUGGCGGCUAACAAAGCCCUGCGAGGCCAACUCCAAGAGAAGGAGGACAAGCUCCGCCAGCUGCAGGACAAGGCAAGCCACGCAGAGAGAGAUUUGAACAUGAAGAGGCAGCUUGUGGAGGACUUGAAGACGAGACUUAAGUUCCUGCAGGAGAUGGAGAAAAGUUACAGAGGGCAGAUGGAGGAGCUGGAGAAGAAGGCGAAGACUUUAUCAGAGGAGGCCACCAACAGGAAGGCUCUCAUUGAAUCUCUAAAAAGGAGACUAAAUGUUGCAACCACAGAAAAAAGCCAGUGUGAGGCCUCCUGUACAAAACUAAAGAGGGACCUGGAGAAAAAGGAGCAGCGGAUACAUGCCUUGCAGGCUCGUGUGGGAGCCAGUGAGCAGGCUCUAGCUGCACUGGAACAGACCGCUACUGAACAAAUGGAAGGGUUGACCCAGCAGAGCUCCAAUGCCUUGGACAGACUUCAGAGACAGCUCGGCCAGACCUACUCCCAUCUGGAGCAACUUCAUUCUUUUAUCAAGGCCCUGGCCAGUGAAAUACUUUUAGACGUUCAAGAGGUCAAACAGCAGUUGAUGAAGAGGAGGAGGUCGAGGCAGGCCAGCUCUGUGGCGGCAAAGGGCAGCCUCUCAGCCAAGUCCAUGAUCAAAGCCAAGUCCAUCGCUGCCUCAAUCCUCAAUAUGUCAGAGAACGAUCUAGCGGACAUAAUGGACACUGACCAGAUGACGGAGGCUCAUCCAGAGAGUCCAGGAGACCAGGAGUGGCUGGACCACCUCAACCACAUCCUCCAGCAGAAGAUCCCCUCUGCCGGCCAGCUAAUGGAGGCUGUGCGCGUGAAGAUGAAGGAGAGGAAAGUGCUGACAGAAGAGCUGGCCACGCUCACAACACCAGUCAGCGAAAAAGCCUGACUCCCUGGGCUGAGGCUGGGAAAACUGUCAUCCUCUUCUUUUUUCUCCCUCCCCUUCUCCUCUGGGAGCUGGGCUGAGCCAAGCUGAGCCGGGGCAGCAGAACCAAUAUUUGUGAGAAAAGCACUGUCGACUCACUCUGGGCCACUGGCUCGACACAGCAGCCCUGCUUUUGUAAAUGAGCCCUCGACAUCUGUGUUAGUGCUCAGUGCACUAUGUCUAUCAGACAGGGCCCUUUAGCGCCAAGCUCAUUUACAGUGCAGCUACUCUCCCCCACUCUCCAAGCAGACCUGGGGUGAUAAGACAAAUGCUUACACUAAUGUUCAAGUUACACUUUUUAACUCUCUUUUACCUCUUCCCCUAAUUUAUUUGGCACCUAAAGGACCUUGAGGUGCAGGGACCUAGCAAUGCAAAGUUGACACUGAGAAAGUAAAGGGUGCAGCAUAGAGAUGAAGACUCACUAUAAGAGGAUGAAUCUACAGUACGGUGCAUUAGUCUCAGGCUACCACUAGCUUUAAAGUUUGACAGAGCUUUAAUAACUGUUCAUGCAUCCCACUCAGUCUCUUUAUUGCAAAAUACAGGAAAUAUGUGCCCAAAAGUAAAUAAGUACACAAUUUUUAACCAAGAAGCUUCCAUAGACAUCAGUAUUUAGUGUGGCCUCUCUUUGCACUUGGCACAUCUUCCAUCCAAAAAUUAUCUACACCACUAAUUCCAUUCGUGGUCAUGGAGGGGUGGAGCUGAUCCCAGCUGUCAUUGGACAAGAGGCAGGGUACCCCUGCACUGGUCGGCAGUCAGUCAUAGGACAAACCAGAGGCAAAGCAGACACACUCACAUCUACGUCAAUUUAGACGUUAACCUAAUGAGCAUGUCUUUGAACUGUGGUAGGAACUACAUUGUACAUGCAGACUCCCCUAAACACAUCCUGGCCCUUAUACCAGGCUUCUUUUAGAACUUUUCAGACUUCUUCUUUAGAUUUAGACUGUCUUUCCCUUUCCAAACUCAAGAUGGAUGGUGUAAAGGGAUUUCUCUGAAGACAAGUGACAUCAAAAUUCUAAAGUUUUGUGCUGGUCGUGGCUGUGCCAGCUAUUCAAAUUGGGGAUUAAAACAAUCUUGAGCUAGAUUUGAGUCUUGAAAGUAGUGACACAUUCAGGGAAAAGUAUAAAAACUUCACAGAGAAACAGUGGUAGACAUGGAUUAAAUACCCCUAUCUCAAGCCUGGACAAGUGGUGUCAGGAAACACUUACAUGUGGCCCGUUUUCACCAAGGGGUCCAGUUUGAUGCAGUACUGUUGUCACAGUUUGGUAUAGUAAACCCCGAUCUUGCUUGUGCUUCCAAAGCCAAUGUCUGUCCAGCCUCACUCGUUGUGCUGAGAAGUAUAUCUCCUUUUAGUGAUCUGGAUCAUUUGGCUCAACUCAGUUAAUGAGCUGGUCGUUUUGUCCCCAAACAGCCUUUCAUUUGGUACCUGUUUGGCUUUUUAAAUGUGUAUUAAGUUAUGACAGAAGUUGGGGAAAGGAAACUGUCUCUCAAACCGUAAACAGCUCCUGUGGUUCAUUUGGUUAAUAGUAUAUCACCAUUUCCAUGAAAUGCAUGCUUAUGGCAAAACAAAGGAGAAAAGCUGCUGAAAGUGUGUGAGGUGUCAAUCUCGCGGCCCAUUCUGCCCUCACUCAAGAAUAAGACCCUGAAAUACUUGAACUCCUUCCCUUGGGCCAGAGACACCCUCCCCUAGAGGGAGCAAUUCACCGUUUUCCAGAAGAGAACCAUGGCCUCGAACUUGGAGUUGUGGACUCUCAUCCCAACUGCUUCUCACUCAGCUACAAACCGCCCCAGUGCAUGCUGAAGGUCCCUUGGCUAAAGAAGCCUACAGAACCACAUCAUCUGAAAAAGCAGACCUGGCUGGCCUGGGAACGCCUGGGAAUCCCCAGGGAGAGCUGGAAAGUGUUGCUGGGGAAGAGAUGUCUGGGUGGACUUACUUGGCCUGCUGCCACAGCAGCCCAGCCCUGGAUAAACGGAAGAAAAUGGAUGGAGCAAGCCUCUUAGCACACUAUAAGACUCCUCAAGUCUCUUGUCCCCUUCAUUGUGUUAGUAGGAGGAGGUCUGCAGGACUAAAUCAUUUGUGAUAUCGAUGACCUCCGUGCUAAGCAAAUUGGUUAACCUUUGGAAAAAAUUACAUUUUGUAAAUUCUACCGAAUGUACAGUACUGUGCAGAAGUUUUAGACAUGUUUGGGCCGAAAUAUGAGGCUGAAGUAAGGUGUGUAAUGGCGAGUAUGCCCAACUGAGGGCCCCAUUGAGCGGGAAGGAGGAUUGACAUAACCCAGGUCAUGCUCUGGAUGUCUUUCUACAUUACCAAGGGCAUGGGAAAAUAAUCUGA
Cheilinus undulatus (humphead wrasse) is the source of this 6388-nucleotide messenger RNA. It is a transcript of the gene cntln, whose product is annotated as centlein, centrosomal protein. The transcript is spliced from 28 exons. The record is from RefSeq and is a predicted model, not a curated record. Bases 142 to 4023 code for a protein of 1293 amino acids. Gene Ontology annotation, cellular component: centrosome; centriole. Gene Ontology annotation, biological process: protein localization to organelle; centriole-centriole cohesion. Lineage: Eukaryota; Metazoa; Chordata; Actinopteri; Labriformes; Labridae.